UCUUGACUACUUGUCCGGGCUCUUUCUUCACUGUUAGCUAUGGCCUCCACCUCAUCUAGCAUUGUGUUCGACGAUAUUUUCACGAUUGAUGCCAUUGACAAGGAUGGCAAAAAAUUCGAUCGAGUAUCUCGGUUAUACGCUCGUUCAAAGAACUAUGACAUGGACUUGACGCUUGACUAUAACAUCGAGCUCUUCCCUAUAUCAAACGGGGACACUUUCGCGAUGGCCCUCGCUUCGUCACUGUCCCGGGACGGUGGUGCACCCACCGCAGAUGGGGAAGAAGACAAAGACAGAGAUGUAUGGAGACCAGAUGGCAAAGGAAGGAGAGGCCUGGAAGAAGAUUAUGACUACGUAAUGUAUGGGAAGGUAUAUAAGUUUGAUACUGGAUCAUCUGACGUUGUCACGGCCUACGCGUCAUUCGGUGGACUGCUGCUCUCGAUAACCGGUUCAUAUCGACACUUGACUAAUGUCGUUCUUGGCGAUCCAGUCUAUGUGCUACUUAGGAAAUAAUCGUCGUUCUGCAAAGUACCCAUUGUGAUGUACAAAUUCAACCAUUCGAUGAACUACAUGGUUGCGUGGUGCAGUCGAGCACCUGCAUGGAGAGGAAACCAUCCUGGUCGAAGUCACUGCUUCAGCUUUGAAAGAGCGUGCUCGCAAUUU
Molecule: messenger RNA, 660 nt
Organism: Suillus fuscotomentosus
Lineage: Eukaryota; Fungi; Basidiomycota; Agaricomycetes; Boletales; Suillaceae
Product: RNA polymerase I
Exons: 4
Coding region: 40-510 (156 amino acids)
Biological process (GO): DNA-templated transcription
Cellular component (GO): RNA polymerase III complex; RNA polymerase II, core complex; RNA polymerase I complex
Molecular function (GO): DNA-directed RNA polymerase activity
Source: RefSeq, a predicted model, not a curated record